This is a messenger RNA of Halichondria panicea, 1771 nucleotides long. Its product is annotated as phosphatase and actin regulator 1-like. Gene Ontology annotation, molecular function: actin binding. Gene Ontology annotation, biological process: actin cytoskeleton organization. Bases 1 to 1497 code for a protein of 498 amino acids. The transcript is spliced from 9 exons. The record is from RefSeq and is a predicted model, not a curated record. NCBI's taxonomy places the organism in Eukaryota, Metazoa, Porifera, Demospongiae, Suberitida, Halichondriidae.
AUGGCUUACAAUACAGGCCUGGCAGAUUCCAGAGCUAUGUCUCAGAGUGACUCGAACUUACUAAGCAGUUCAAGACCAAGACCAAGCGAGCAAGUGGGGAGUAUGCGUAGAAACUCUAGUGUUGAUGAUAUGGACACUUCCAAGAGAGGCAAAGGAUUCUUAUACAGGCUAGUCAGACCCUGGAAAUGGCACCGUAAGAAGAAGAAGAACAGCAAAAGUGACAGCAGUGGACAGAAUAGUGGAGGCUCUCUAAGCAGCUCUGAAAAUGCUGAGCAAGGACCCAACACAGUCACCUACCUCAACCCUCUGCAUCGAUCUCCACAAUUUCAUCCGGGAGCUAGUAACGAUAUGAACGGGUACCACUCUCAACAUCCAGCAGAACCGCAGCAACAAUUCAUGCAACAGAUGCAACAACACUACGAGAGUCAGCAGCAGCAGCAACCAAUACCGGGACAAUUUGCAGGGCCGCGUUCAAUGUCUUACCAGCCUGGCAUUCCUCCCCCACCACCCUAUAACCACCCACACCAGUUUGCAGGGCCUGGAGUGAAGGACAAUCAUAUGGAUGCAAGAGCAAGCUCACACUCACCACAACCAGCAGCAAGAGUUGGUUCUACAUCCGACUACUCUAUAGCCAGCAUGCCCUCCGACUUCCAGUACCCACAACAGAGUGGCCACAAUGGCAGACACAGUGAUGUCACUUCUCCACUGGUGACAAACGAUAAGAAAGUUGUCAACCUCUCAAAUCCUAAUGCAGCUGCUGCCACUCCUCCACCACGAAGCAUCCUCAAGGGAGGGGCAACCUAUGAGGAGGAGAGAGCACUACGCUUCAAACACACAUCACCAGAGACAUCCGACAAUGAUCAAUCAAAAAAAUCCUCCAAAAAAAAGCGGGCCAAACAGAAGUCCAAUGACAAGUAUGUGGUGUACUCCCCUGAUGAUGACUUGACAGACGACGAGGACUAUACCGAUAGCGAUAGCGAUGAAGACGACGGCCCUAGUCAACCUGUUGAUGAGGACGAAAAAAUCACAGUCAAUGGCAAGGUGUGUCGCAGUGACAGUAUUGCAAUUGUACGGAAAAGAAGGAAAAAGGAGGCAAUUCCAACUCAAACUGCUGAGCGACGUGCUACGAUUGAGGGCAAUCUGAUGAGACGACUGAGUCAGCGACCCAGCCAAGGAGAACUCAAAGAAAGGAAUAUUAUUCCCCAGGAGAAAUCUAAGAGAGAACAAUCCUGGGAGGAGCGUAAGGUCGAGCUGGAGAGGAAACUCAGUCGAAGGCCUACUGUAAAAGAACUACGGCAGAAGAAAAUUUUGAUAUCGUUUGCUGACUACGCUGAAGUGAUUGAGGCUGAGGCCUUUGACAGAACAGCAGACAAGCCUUGGACUAGACUGCGCCCUGAGGACAAGGCCAGCAUUCGAAAGGAACUAAACGAAUUCAAGAGAUUUGAAAUGCAGAUUCACCCAGCAAGUGAAUACAUGACUAGAUAUCAUAGACCGUGAGAGGAUACUCUUUUUUCAUCGUUCUAUGCUUGUGUUUGUGUGGGCAGUGGAUCUUAGUUCUCAAGGGCAGACUGCACAAUUUUAAAACUAUAUGUUGGUUGUAUGUGCUAUUUUUGUAGGGUGAGAUAAAAUGUAUGUUCUUUAUUGCACUUAUUUUAUUGGUUAUUUGCAAUCAUAAAUAUUUCUUUGUUUUUACACGAGCAGUUGUGCUGUCAGUUUUAAUCCUUCUUCUUUGUGCACGUUCUGUAGCUGAUUGAACAAGUGCACUACCUUU